This is a messenger RNA of Candida albicans SC5314, 738 nucleotides long. RefSeq names its product Gst1p (gene GST1). The transcript has a single exon. Lineage: Eukaryota; Fungi; Ascomycota; Pichiomycetes; Serinales; Debaryomycetaceae. The record is from RefSeq and is a predicted model, not a curated record. The coding region runs from base 1 to 738 and encodes 245 amino acids.
AUGCUACCCCAGUUUCAUUUGCCCAAAAAGAAACGGGUAUAUAAAGGUGGUAAUAGAUCCCAUACUUUGGUGAUUUGUUUACUCUGCAAAGACAACCUCAACAAAAGUAUGAAAUUAUACACUGCUCCAACUGGAAAUGGUCGUAAACCAUUGAUUUUUUUACAUAUCUUAGAUGUUCCAAAUGAAAUCCACAUGUUUGAUUGGCCCACUAAGGAAAUCAAGGAGAAUUGGUAUCUUGAAUUAAACCCUCAUGGCCUUGUUCCAACUUUAGUUGAUGGUGAUGUAACAUUAUGUGAAAGUAAUGCUAUUUUGCAAUAUCUUGCUGAUAAUUAUGAUACCGAGAACAAGUUUAGUUACCCAAGCACUGAUCCAUUGUAUUGGCAACAAUUGAGAUGGUUAUUCUACCAGUCAACCCAAUUCAGCGAUGCCUUGUCUAGAUUAUUCUUUUACAAAAAGUUUCGCAGUGACGAUCAAUGGUUAGUCGACAAAGGGUUUGAACAAAUUCGCAAAGUUUAUCAGGUUUUGGAUUCACAUUUGGCGCAAAGAAAAUGGUUUGUUGGUGAUAAAUUCACAAUAGCUGACUUGGCUUUUGCCGUUGGGCAUUUCCGUCGUAUUGAAAAAACAACAGGGACCAAAUUUGAGAUUGAAAAUUUUGAAGAAAAGUACCCUCAUGUGACUCAAUGGUAUAAUGAUGUUUUGUCCAUUGAAGGCAUCAAAGAAGGAUUUGAAUUGAAAUAA